Eptesicus fuscus (big brown bat) is the source of this 660-nucleotide messenger RNA. It is a transcript of the gene CLDN20, whose product is annotated as claudin 20. The transcript has a single exon. Bases 1 to 660 code for a protein of 219 amino acids. Gene Ontology annotation, biological process: cell adhesion; bicellular tight junction assembly. Gene Ontology annotation, cellular component: bicellular tight junction; plasma membrane. Gene Ontology annotation, molecular function: structural molecule activity. The record is from RefSeq and is a predicted model, not a curated record. Lineage: Eukaryota; Metazoa; Chordata; Mammalia; Chiroptera; Vespertilionidae.
AUGGCCUCUAUGUGUCUCCAGCUCCUUGCUUUCGCCCUGGCCUUCUGUGGGGUCUCUGGAGUGCUGGCUGCCACCCUGCUGCCCAACUGGAUGGUGAACCUGGACACGGGCUCCAACGUCAUCACGGCCAUCGUGCAGCUGCAGGGGCUGUGGAUGGACUGCACGUGCUACAGCACCGGCAUGUUCAGCUGCACCCUCAAGUUCUCCGUUCUGGCCCUCCCCACCCACGUGCAGGCCGCGCGGGCCACCAUGGUCCUGGCCUGUGUCCUGGCCGCUUCGGGGAUCUGCACUGCCACGGUGGGGAUGCAAUGCAUUCGCUUAGGAGGGGACGGAGAGAGCAAGAGCCACGCUGCCUUUGCUGGAGGCCUCUGCCUCAUGACCGCGGGCAUCUCGGGCUUAAUACCCACGGUGUGGUACACGAAGGAGAUCAUCGCCAACUUUCUGGACCUGACAGUUCCAGAGAGCAACAAGCAUGAGCCGGGAGGAGCCGUCUACAUCGGAUUCAUUGCCGCCUUGCUGCUGUUGGUCUCUGGCACCAUUUUCUGCACGUUCUGCCUGAAAAAGGACCCAGAGGCGUGGCUCCCGCCACCCAAGCAGCAGCGCCCCCCCGCCGCCAAGCCGGAGGGCAGCUCAGCUUACAACCUGAAGGACUACGUGUAG